Messenger RNA from Brachypodium distachyon (stiff brome), 3386 nucleotides. Its product is annotated as kinesin-like protein KIN-UA. The record is from RefSeq and is a predicted model, not a curated record. Gene Ontology annotation, biological process: microtubule-based movement. The transcript is spliced from 20 exons. Gene Ontology annotation, molecular function: ATP binding; microtubule motor activity; microtubule binding. Bases 84 to 2930 code for a protein of 948 amino acids. NCBI's taxonomy places the organism in Eukaryota, Viridiplantae, Streptophyta, Magnoliopsida, Poales, Poaceae.
CCUCGUCCCCGCCUCCAGAACCCUCCCCCCUAGCCGCCGCCGCCUCUCCAGCCGCCCGCCCGCGUUUGGUCCGCGCGCGAUCGAUGGCGACGGGGGCUGGCGCCGCCGCGGGGCGGGCGUCGGUGCGGCCCGUCGACAGGAACGGCGUGCCCCGCGGCACAGCGCGCUCCAAGUCAGUCGCCCCGCGGCGCCCGCCCUCGCCGUUCCGCGCCCGCCCCGCUGCCGCUGACCACGACGGCUCCGCAGAUUUGUGCAGAGUAAGAGUUGCUGUAAGGAUUCGCCCGAAGAACGCCGAGGAAUUGGCUCAUGGUGCAGACUUCGAUAGUUGUGUUGAGUUGCAGCCUGAGUGUAAGAAGCUGAAGCUAAAGAAAAAUAAUUGGACUUCCGAAUCCUACAAAUUUGAUGAGAUCUUCAGCGAAAAUGCUUCUCAAAAACGUUUAUACGAGGUCGUUGCGAAGCCUGUAGUUGAGAGUGUAUUAGAAGGGUAUAAUGGGACAGUGAUGGCUUACGGUCAAACAGGUACUGGCAAGACGUACACAGUUGGUCGACUCGGAAAAGAAGACCCUUCUGAACGUGGUAUAAUGGUCAGAUCGUUUGAGCAUAUCCUUUCCAGUAUGUCUUUGGAGACAGAUAGUGUGGCUGUAUCGUAUCUCCAGCUAUACUUAGAAUCUGUUCAAGAUCUGCUGGCACCCGAGAAGACUAAUAUACCAAUAGUUGAGGAUCCAAAAACCGGUGAAGUUUCAUUGCCAGGUGCUGCAAUAGUUGAAAUAAAAGAUCUUGAACAUGUUUUUCAACUUCUGCAAAUUGGUGAGACAAAUCGGCACGCGGCUAAUACUAAGAUGAAUACCGAAUCAUCUCGCAGUCAUGCCAUUCUAAUAAUUCAUCUACAAAGAAGUUUGAGAAUAAAAGAAGAAAUGACUACCUCUAUUCCUAAUAGUGCAGAAGAGUUUUUUCCUGGUGAUAUACCACUUGUUCUGAAAAGCAAACUCUUGAUUGUUGACCUUGCUGGCUCAGAACGAAUUGAUAAGUCAGGAAGCGAAGGCCACAUGAUUGAAGAAGCCAAGUUUAUUAAUCUUUCAUUGUCAUCUCUGGGAAAGUGCAUUAAUGCACUAGCAGAAAAUAGUCCUCAUAUACCAACAAGAGAUUCAAAGCUUACAAGGAUGCUUCGUGACUCAUUUGGAGGAACUGCCAGGACAUCCCUUGUUGUGACAAUAGGUCCAUCUGCAAGGCAUUACUCAGAAACUUCAAGUACAAUUUUGUUCGGUCAGAGAGCAAUGAGAGUAGUAAACACAAUGAGGUUAAAGGAGGAAAUUGACUACGAAAUUCUAUAUAAGAAGGUGGAAUGUGAGGUUGAUCAUCUCACAUCAGAGAUGGAGAGGCAGCAAAAGCUCAAACACAUUGAGAUAACGCAGGUGGAGAAAAGGUUGAAAGAGUCAGAGAUGCUCUUCAAUGAUUUCAGAGUAACCUCCAGCAUGCAAAUUGAGAAUCUGGAGAAGGAAAAGCAUCAAUUUGGAUAUGCAAUCAAAAAGUUAAUGCAGGAGCUGGAGGAAAAGGAAGGCCAAAAUAAUGUUCUUUCACAGCAAAUCAUUCAUUUAGAAACAUCAUUGAACGAACAGAAGCAACAACAGCUUGAGAGCUUGUCAAACACGAAAAUUCUUGCUGAUACAACUAAAACUCAUGAGAAGAAAAUGGGAGAAUUGUUGAGGCAGCUUGAGGAAGAGAGAUCUCACUGUGCUGGUAUGAAGGACCAUUUUAAUAUUCUACAGCAGAAACUGAGUGAUGCUCAGAGUUCUGCUCAGUUCCAGGAAAAUAUGGCAUGCGAGUUGAAAAAGGAGCUAUCCGAAAUCACUACAGCAUUUACCAGUCAACUGCACUCACUAGAAGAAAAAAACAGUGAACUCCUGUCAGAGAAGGAACUCAUAUAUGAAGAACUGAAAUCUACACAAGAAAAGUUGCAACAUGAAACAACGCAUAGGCAGAGCCUUGAAUCUGAAGUUCUAAGGUUGAAGCAGUCUUGGACUGAUAAUUGUGCCGAAGAGUCUAAAACAUUAUGUGGUAUGGUUAGAUCAGGAUCUGGAUUAGGCAGUGCGGCUUUUAUGUCUAAAUCAGGAAAAUCAAAAGAAACCCAAUCAAGCCAGAGGGGUACCAUGUCAAAGAUAUUUGAAGAAGUUGGUCUUCCAAGUGUCCUGGCUCUGCUGAAGUCCAACGACCUAGAGGUGCAGAUUCAUGCGGUCAAAGUGGUUGCUAAUCUUGCUGCUGAAGAUGUUAAUCAGCAGAAAAUCGUUGAGGAAGGAGGGCUGGAUGCUCUUCUGUCACUUCUAGAAACCUCAGAAAACACUACAAUUCACCGAGCAACUGCUGGUGCCAUUGCUAACUUGGCAAUGAAUGUAUCAAACCAGGGACUUAUAAUGAGCAAAGGAGGAGCUCGACUAUUAGCAAAUGUUGCAUCAAAAACCGAUGAUCCUCAAACUAUGCGGAUGGUGGCUGGUGCAAUUGCCAACUUAUGUGGAAAUGAUAAGUGGCACAUGAUGUUGAAACGAGAUGGUGGAAUAAAAGCACUUCUAGGAAUGUUUCAAACUGGACAUCAUGAUGUCAUAGCUCAGAUAGCACGGGGUCUAUCAAACUUUGCAAAGUGUGAAUCUCGAGUAAUAAGCCAAGGUCACAGGAAAGGGAGAUCCCUUCUCAUUGACGAUGGCGUCCUUACUUGGAUCGUGGCCAAUUCGACCGUGUUAUCUCCUUCCGUGCGAAGGCAUAUCGAGCUUGCCUUCUGCCAUCUAGCUCAAAAUGAGGAAAACUCCCGUGAUAUCAUUGUAACUGGAGGGAUUAAGGAGCUCAUCCGCAUAUCAAGAGAGUCCUCAAGAGAUGAUGCCCGUAACCUGGCAAAGAAAGCGUUAACUUCAAACCCAGCUUUCUUAAAGGAGACACAGUGAUUGUCUUUCUUAUUUUACAUUUGGCAGAUGAUUCAUCAAAUUUGAGCUUAUCCCCUCUGCCCUCUGUUUAAUCCCAUUUUUGCAUUCGUCAAAGCUAGGGAGCUGGACACCAGGUGGAGAUUUGUAGAAACUAUUUAAUGGAGUUAUUAUUAUUUUUUGUGGGUAAAAGGGGAUAUUAUAUACUAAGAAGGCAAAACAGCCGUACAGUACAAUCUUGGAAAACCAUCUCCAAGAUUGUAGCAAGGUUGCUCGAUUCUAAGGUUUUGUGAUCUAUAUACCCUUUCUCGGAAGAAAAUCUUCUAUCCUGCAACACGAAAGCCCUAAUUUCCUUGACAAGAGGUAUGUGAUGGAGCUAUUAUUGUAAACAGUCUCUCUUGUUGUAAAUGAAAAUAAGAAUGAAUCUCUGUAUUGAUUACAUUGAUUGAUGUUAUAUUUAUACAAGGGUAAGGGAACCAA